AUGUCCAAAACCACCAACACAUCCUUCCAAGCCCAUGAUGAGCAAUUCAGCGCAAUCAUCGGCCCAGAUCCAUCGCUGGAACUAUUAGCAGAAAGCCAUGACUACACUUUCACCCAUGAGGCCAGUCAAAAAGUAUGCACCACCCAUGUUGAUCUGAGUCAGAACCCAGAAGUCACCUGCAAGGAAAUUCCCACCAAAAUCCCCAUGGCCAACAGAGGUAUUAACUAUGGCAAGCACCACAUGCUCUUUUGCACACAAGGGUCUAUGACUGAACUGAUCGGAUUAUACCGCAUGUCUAUGACAGCUCCAUAUGAAUUGGAACUUGUGAAACAGGACUUUUUUGGCCGGCCAUUUAAUUCUGUCAAUGACGUGGUAGUGUAUACGGAUGGCUCAGUCUGGUUCACGGAUCCUAUUUACGGCUAUGAGCAGGGAUAUCGGCCGACGCCGUGCUUACCCAAUCAGGUAUACUGGUGGUGUCCAAAUAAUGGAUGCAUUCGGGCUAUGGCAGAUGGAUUUGGCCGGCUAAAUGGUAUCUGUUUUUCGCCCGAUGAGAAGGUUGUAUAUAUCACGGAUACUGACCGGGUUCAUGGCGACGGGACGAUUGAUAAUCAGCGAGUAUCUUCAAUUUACGCCUUUGAUUUAUCUAUAUCUCAUGGAGAGCUGUGUCUCACAAAUUGUCGGGUCUUUGCUAUGGCAGACCAGGGGAUCCCAGAUGGAAUCAAGUGCGAUCUCAGUGAAAAUAUCUAUAGUGGCUGUGGGGAUAGGAUAAAUACCUGGUCCUCAGGGGGCACUCUCUUGGGUUGUAUUUUAAUUGGUGGUGAAGUCGCAAACUUCUGUUUUGGGAGAAAUGGGGAAAUUUUUGCCCUCAAUGAGCACCGACUGUGGAGAGUUCAACUAGGAACAAGAGUAAAGGGAGCAUUGCUUGGAAUAUAA
Molecule: messenger RNA, 933 nt
Organism: Aspergillus glaucus CBS 516.65
Lineage: Eukaryota; Fungi; Ascomycota; Eurotiomycetes; Eurotiales; Aspergillaceae
Product: SMP-30/gluconolactonase/LRE family protein
Exons: 3
Coding region: 1-933 (310 amino acids)
Source: RefSeq, a predicted model, not a curated record